CUCUCUCUCUCUCUCAAUUGAAGGCAGAGAAAGCGCCGGGAAAAUAAAAGAAAAUGGGAGAAGAGGAAGCUUUGAUACUGCGUUCUGAAGUAACAAUGCAAAACUCUCCUUUUUGGCCCCGGGGUAAUUCUACUCGGGAACUGACAGAGACUAUGUGAUUUCAAUAUUUUGAACAAUAAAACCAAGUAUUUUCCACUGGUAUAUUUAAGUUGUGACGUCUUUUAUACCCAUCAGCAAUCCCAACUUUGAAGGGAAUUAAUCUUGUAUAGUUAGGACUUGCGUAUUUCUUGCUACUAUUCAAGAUGAAGAGACAUGCACACGUUAAAGGGAGGGGACCCACAAGAGUCAAUACGCAACAGGUGGUUUUUGAGUUAAAACACAAGGUGGUUUGUGCACUGAACAAGCUUGCUGAUCGAGAUACUUACCAAAUAGGCGUUGAGGAACUUGAGAAGAUGGCUGAGUGCUUAACCCCAGAAGGGAUUGCUCCAUUUCUGUCUUGUAUUUUGGAUACAGAUUCAGAACAAAAGAGUGCAGUUCGAAAGGAAUGUAUUAGACUGGUUGGUACAUUAGUGAGAUUUCAUGAGGGGCUUGUUGGGCUGCAUCUUGGUAAGAUGAUUGCCAGCAUUGUUAAGCGACUAAAGGACCCAGACUCUGUUGUGAGAGAUGCAUGUGUGGAGACUGUUGGUGUUUUGGCUUCAAAAUUGAGUAAUGAUACAGGUGAGGGUGAUGGAGUCUUUGUUGUCUUAGUAAGGCCACUUUUCGAAGCUCUGGGUGAACAAAACAGGCAGAUGCAGUCGGGUUCAGCAUUGUGUUUAGCUAGGGUCAUUGACAAUAGUCAUGAUCCACCAGUUUCAAUUCUGCAGCGUAUGUUGAACCGAACAAUAAAGUUGUUAAAAAAUCCACAUUUCAUGGCGAAGCCAGCAAUUAUUGAAUUGAACAGAAGUAUUAUCCAGGCAGGGGGUGCUCCAACACAAAAUAUUCUCUCUGCUGCAAUGGCUAGCAUUCAAGAAUCUCUCAAGAGUAAUGACUGGACAACACGCAAAGCUGCAUGCAUAGCGUUAGGGGAAAUAGCUUCAGGUGGUGGAUCCUUCUUGGGCUCUUUUAAGGCUUCCUGCAUUCAUUCGCUUGAAUCUUGUCGCUUUGACAAGGUGAAACCAGUUAGGGAUACGGUCCUGCAGGCUCUACAGUGCUGGAAAAGUCUUCCAGGAUCAGAUACUCCUGAACCUUCAGAAGCUGGAUCUUCAAUAAAAGAGAAUUUCUGUGGAGGUGACUACAGUGAUAUCACUAGUGCUAGUGAAUCUGGACGGAAGGAUAUCACACUCAAGAAAGCUGUUACUGGCUCAACUAAGAGCAGGAUUCCUUUGUCUAUGAAAAAAACAUGUCCAAGUUAUGUGGAAAAUCAUCAACGUUCCAAUGAAGAUGAUUGGCAUAUUGAAAUUGCAGUUCCAAAAACCCACAACGCUUCUUUGUCCGAAUUUAACAAUGAAGAAUCUGAGGGUAGCUCUAUUACAAAGACUUUAGAACGGACAAGCACAGAUUUUACAAGCACACAGGACAUUGGAUAUGAAUAUGUGCCUAUGGAUGAAAAGCAAGAGUGUUCAUCUGGGUCCAAUCUUGUCACAGAUGACCUUGAGGCGAAGUUUGUUACAGGUUCUCAUAGCAGUGAUAAAGGUGGUUUGCAGAAGCCAGUAGGAAGAAAUCAGCGAUUUGCAGCUGAAGAUAUUAGUAGUGAGAAACAGAUGUACUCUGAAAGGAUACAUGACCGUAGAAGUCUUGAUUCAACCGUGACAGAAUCUGGCUCCCAUUCUCCACAUGGAUGCUGUUCACAAAUGGCAAAUGAAGUGGUUUGCAUUAGAAAACAACUAGUGGAGAUUGAAACCAAACAGUCCAACUUAGUGGAUCUUUUACAGGUCUUUACGUCUGGCAUAAUGGAUAGCUUGUCUAUGUUACAAACAAGGGUGGUAGGUCUAGAACAUGUUGUAGAUGGAUUAGCUCAGAACUUUGUACACAGGGGAGAGCAUUCCAAUUUAGCAACCUCCAAACUCAUGAAACAAAGCCAACCUGUGCAUUCUCCAAGACUCUCCACAAGCACUCCUAGGCCAUCUAUAGAUGUGCGCAACAGACAGCCCUCGUUGUUGUCAAUGAAACAUUCUGAUAUUUGGGAGGAAAACACAUUUGGCAGGAGCCAAGCGAAUAGUUCCGCAAAACAAAGUACAGAGACAUGGAGCAAUACUAAGGUGAAGCUUACCAGGAAUCCUACUGGGAAAGACAUUCGAAAAAUUCCUGGGCAGGGAACACAAAGGAUGGGUAAUAGUCAAACAAGGACUGAUGCUAUGUUUUCUUCAGCUUCUAGUACUAAACUGAGACAAAAUGUGGUAGAAAGUAAGAAUAGCCUCUGGAAACAAGUGAAAGGUUUUCUAUGUGAAGGGGACCUAGACUCUGCAUAUGUGGAAGCUCUUUGUUCUGGUGAUGAAAUUGUUCUGGUUGAGCUUCUUGAUGGAACUGGUCCGGUUCUAGAAUGUUUGUCUCCUAAAACUGCCAGCGGUGUUCUGAGCAUUUUAGCGUCUUAUCUCCUAGAACAAAGGUUUAUCAAUACCAUAAUUCCUUGGUUGCAGCAGAUUGCUGACUUGAGCACCACUCAUGGACCAAAUUACCUUGGUCUGUCUGCAAAAGCAAAGCAAGAAUUCUUGUCUUCUAUCCAGGAAGCUGUGAACAUGGAAUUUUCGAAUCCUUCAGAGAGAAGAUCGGUUACUCAAUUAGCUGUGAAGUUGCAUCAUUUAUGGGGAUAAUGCUCCUGAUAGUCAGAUAAUAAACCAAGGUUAUGAUGUUAUGGUGCUUGCAGAUUCCACUCAUUGUGUAAGAUACUUUAGUACUGGUAGUACAAUUUCAGUCAGAAAUUCAUUUUCCUGUUGUAUGUAAUGUAAUGUGCACAUCCAUCUCUCCAUCUUGUAUUGAAAACCAAGAGUUUUUCCG
Prunus mume (Japanese apricot) is the source of this 2973-nucleotide messenger RNA. RefSeq names its product ARM repeat superfamily protein. NCBI's taxonomy places the organism in Eukaryota, Viridiplantae, Streptophyta, Magnoliopsida, Rosales, Rosaceae. Gene Ontology annotation, cellular component: microtubule. The record is from RefSeq and is a predicted model, not a curated record. Gene Ontology annotation, molecular function: microtubule binding.